CUCGAGUUUUAUUCUUCAAGCACUGAGAGAGCUUUUUUUUAACAUUCACAUUAUACCUCAAAAAUUAAAAACUCUUUAAAGUUGUAUUUUGCAAAAGAACAAAAAAAAGACUGAAAAGUGAAAUUUUCCACAUUCUUUUAAACUUUUUUGCAUUUAUACCGGGAGUCCUCUACGCAAUAGUAAAAUCAAAAAUAUGAGGUGGUGGAGUACAUGAAGACACAACGUAGGGUGCUCUCCAAAUGAUCCACCCACAAAAUAUGCAACAAGGUGAUCCAUUUGAACUGCAGUAGAAGUUAGAAAAAUCCCGCGCAAAAUGCGAUCCACUCAUUCACCCCCAAUUCGAUCACGCUACGACUUCUACUACGCCGUCUCACCACCAUCAUCCAUCACAAAUUACUACGACAAUCACAAUGGGAGUCUCUUUGGGGAUCCUGUACCACCACCACCGGCGGGAUUCCUUGAAAAUCUCGAUGCCUACAUGUAUGGGAAUCUACGAAGAGGCUCCAGUGCAACGGCCUCAUUUGGGGGACAUCAACUAUCGGAAUUCUCUGCAAGUGACUUCCGUCGUGCUUCUGCCUCCAAUUUGACUGAAUCGGAAAUCACAAGCAAUGGACGGAGGUUUAGUGAUCUGAGCGAAAUGCGCCCAAUUGCAUCAGCUACCAUACAGACAUCAUCAUCCUCAUCGGAUCAUCUUUUUGGGCAAUCAACGGGAGCUCCAAUGGAGGGCCUGCGAUCACCAACAGAGUGGCUUAGUUAUAAAACAGCAGCUGAAGAGUGGAGGAGCUCCUUCCCGCGUGCCCAAAGUGCCCGGAAUGUCACGGAAGUUAAUCAUGGUAGUGCUAUGACUGCCCUCAUUCUCCCUGAUACAUCAUCAUCAAGUGGUGCAGCUACACACGUUGAAAAUACCCCAGAACCGCAUCGAGGGACAUUCAGCAGUAUCCCCGAUACACAGAUUGCCUCAGCAACGAGUAGUGACAAUGCUAGUGAUAUUCAGGAACCAGAGAAGGAAUUCGAAGCGCCCCCUGAGCCAGUUAAUGGAAUAAUUUCACCAUCUCCGGCAAUAAUAACUGAUAAAAUAACAACAGGGCCGUACAGAAUUCCAGCAACAAGGAGUGGCUCAAAGAGAUCAGCUUUUGCAAUAAUCACACAACUCUCGCCAAAUAUUUCACGUCCAGAUAGCCCAAUUUCCGGACGCUUCUCCCCCUUCCGUGGACAUGGAUUCCGGGACGUGGGUUCGCACACAUCCUCACGGGCUGUCUCCCCGUCGCGCACAUCAAAAUCCCUGGAGAAUUUCUUGCAACCCAUGAAUUCAAUCUACGGACCCCGAAGACCGAGUUUUGAUAUUCUCGACACACGCGAAAUGGAGAGUUAUCAAAUCUCCACAGAUGUACGCCACAAGACCAUGAUUCAGAUUGCCUCAUCGGGUUACUCAACCCCCCAGGACUUCCGGAUGCGCAGCUACGAAGCUCUGGAUCGUGUUCCACGAGCUCGAUCGGGGCUAUCAGCAUCGGAAUCCAUGAAGCACCUCGGAAGGCCAAGUUUGCGAAGACGCAGCUCCUCAGGGAGCACCACGAGACUUCCGGUGCGCUCCAGAAGUUCCGUCCAGCGUGGUGUUGUACGUGUUAUGAGUCAAAGUACAUUAGGAUCUCCAUCACGUAUUCCACGGCCACGUACAUCAAUUGGCAACAGUUAUGAUGAUCUUACCAGAAGACGGGAUUCCUCUCUAUCCCCACGGAGACGGAGUUCCAUAUCCCGAACGUCUUCCAGGCGCUCAAGUAGACGCCAGAGUACCGCUGGCCAUCGUCCAGCUGUAACAAUCUUGGAUGGGGAAGUUAUUCCGCCACAGCAAGAGAGAUCAUCACGAUCCCCACGGCGUCCUGGUGUCCUUAAAGUCACUCCUUUGUCUCCCAUCAUUGGAACACCGAAUAAAGAGCCCGAAACUCAAGAAGGUACUGCUGAGGAAGCCAAAAGGAAUAUCACAAUGUCUCCCUCGAGAAUUCCUGUGCGUUCUGGCAGCAUCUCACGCCCAAUGUCACGCUCCAACAGCACCCUCGGUGUCUCAGCGGCCAACCAAAAGUCUCAGGGAUCCCCGGCAGCUACUUCCAGGGACGCCAGUCCGGGGAAAGCAUCCACUAAAGCCACAUCGAAAUCACCAAGUAAGAAGCCACAGAAGCCCUUUGUGAAGUGUCACGAACCCAAAAAGGUGCCCACAAAGAAACCUCCAAGUAGCUCUUCAGGUGUCACGACGGACAAAAAGAUUGUGACAAAGACCACGAAGAAGAUUGAAACUGUACCCAAAGUAAGGAAACCCGAUGAUGUAAAGAAACCCGUGAGAAAGACACCGAGUUUCCGGAAAGAUAUUGCAACGAAUGGUGCUGUGAAGAAGGAACCAGCAAGCACAAAGAAGGAACCCUCAUUGGCCAAAAAAGAACCCUCAAGUGUACGUCAAGAAAGCUCAUCAGCCACAAAAGAAGCUCGUGGACGGGUUAGUAGGGAGAAUUCAGGACUCACAAGGACGAAACCUCCGCCAAAGUUAGAGAAAAAAGCGAGUUUUCGUGCCGAAAAGGCACCACCCAAAGUUAAGGAACAAGAAAGCAUGGAUAGUGAGGAAUCCAUCAAGACGGGACCUUCAGAGUCACCAGAUAAAUUCCAAAAGCUCAUCCCACUUACAAAACCCAAUGUUGUCUCAAUGACUACGGCUGCUAUUGCAUCGCAACCUGUACAGAUUACAACAACACUUACGAAUCAACUAGCAGCACCAAAGCCCUCGGAAGACACCGAAAACAAGGACAUCCAUCCAGCUGCAAUUUUGGAGAAAUCCCAAAAAACCCUCGAAACAAUCCAGAAGACAGUCAAUGAGGCCACAGAAGAGAUUCACAAGACAAUCACGGAGAAUUUAACGGAUCUCAAAACAUUGGAGCAAGAUAUUCAGAAAGCCACGGACUGCGCAAGAGAGGAUACAGCUGUAAAAGAAAAACCUCCGGUAGUAAAACAGGAGAGCACAAAAAAGCUUCAAGAAGUUUGUGAAAAGAUUGCAUCGGAGGCAUCUGUGGUGGGAAAAAUGUCUCAAGAAGGACGGAAAACACCCAAAGAGACGCUUUCAAAGCAACCAAGUGCUCAAACACUGACAAAACUCCCGGAAGUUAUUCCCGAAAUUGAGAGUAACAACAAUGAGCCAAUAAAGGAAGUACCACCAGUUGAUGUUGAUGUUUCCGUUGUGGAGACAAACAACAAUAACCCAGUAACGGAGACGGAUAAGAAUAAUUUAAGUGAUGGAGCAAGUGAGGAGAAAAUCAGCGAGAGAGCAAUCUCAGCAUUACCUGAAGUUGAAUUGGAAAGUGGAAAUGUUCAACAAGCACCAGCAGUUAAUCCGGAAAUUACGCAAAUUACCCCAGAAGUUGUCAAAAGUACGAAUGGAAAUGGCUCAUCGGGAGAUGUUGACGGAGGAGAAAGUUCGCUGAAGGAGCCAAAAGCUCCUCCCAGCAGUAGGUGCUCCAAGUGUUCCACGUGCUGUCUUCCGUGUCGAAAGUUGCUUUGUUGUUGCCGAAAGAGCACAAAGGAGGAAACACCGGCACCUCUUGUGCCUUCCACGGAUUCCCUUGAGACCAUAAACGAGAAAACAUCUCGCUGGAAUUGUUGUAAGCGAAAGAAGAAAGACAAGGAGGAGAAAGAAGUCAAAGAAACGAAAGCCGAAAAGAAAAAAGCUAAGAAGGAGGAAGCUGCAAAAGACGACAAAGAAGCAAAAACCACACAAAAUUGUUGUCGUGCCUGCCUCAAUCGGCUUUUGUGUUGUCGCUCCACCAAUAAAGUCGACAGUCACCAACGAAUGCCGGAACCAGGUGGUGAGGAUACAAAAAAAGGAUCCACGUGCUGUUCGUGCCUACCCUGUCGACGUGAGCGGAAAAAAUCCGACGCCUCAACGGCAUCCACGUGGGCUGAAAGACAACCAAGUGACGCACAAAUGGAACCAAAAGCUCCCGGAUGUUGCAAACGCUUCUGGCGUUGCCUCUGCUGCAGUAGCUGCUGUCGCCGGAAGGAGGACAUUGAGAGUCGCCGAACGAGUCUCAACAGCAAAAAAGCCAGCAUUGCACCAGCUGUUGUUGAGAAACCAAAAUUGGAUUUAUCUCUCGUUGAGCAUACAUCCUUGAUGAAGGCUGCCAUUCCGGUGAUGCAUAUUUGCUUGGCAUGGUUCUGUCUCAUCUGCAACUGCCUCGUCCCGGGUCUAGGAACAAUCUUUUCAGGACUCUUUUGCCUCUGCCUCGGAACUCCGCGAUUUUCUCAACACGACGGAUUCAGAGCACGCAUUGGGACAUUCUUAAUUGAUAUUAUUGUCGGUGUAGCUCAAGCCUUCACCGUUCUAUUUUGUCUUGUCGGUUGGGGAUGGUCAAUUUGGUGGGGAACAAUUAUGGUGCGCCUUGCUAGGAAACGUAGGAAACUCCGUAAAGCCCAAAGAGAUGAGGAAGCUGCUGAAGCAGCCACAAUUAGCAGUCGAUCGCAACCAGCUCCAAUUCUUCCGGCAGGAGCUUCUCCCAUUGUCGCCACAGAUGCCCCAGCGGCUGAUCCCUAAAUCCGGCUCGAAUUCCACAAAAAAAUUCUGCAGAGAAAAUUUUCAUAUUUUUGUAAUAAACGUCCAAGAAAACAACGGGAAAACUUUAUAAGAAAAAAUCUUAAAAAAAAACAUUUUCGCCUUUUUUUCAUCAAGAAAAAAAAUUAGAGUGUAAAGAAAAAAACCACGGAAAAAUCUUUUACUAUGUGAAUAGGAAAAUGUAUAAAAAAAAAUCUUUGUAUAACUCCUUUUUAUUGUACCAACUAAGCCACAUUUUAUCACAAAAAAAAACUUUUACCCACAGAAAAGGAUUUAAGAAGAAAAAAAUGUAAAAAAGUGAAAAAUUGUUAUAUAGACUUGGAAUAAUGGUGCAAUGUUGUUGCUAAAAAAAAAACUUGAAAAAUAAAACGUUUUCAAAAGAAAAGAAAA
Molecule: messenger RNA, 4975 nt
Organism: Lutzomyia longipalpis
Lineage: Eukaryota; Metazoa; Arthropoda; Insecta; Diptera; Psychodidae
Gene: stum
Product: protein stum
Exons: 12
Coding region: 314-4567 (1417 amino acids)
Biological process (GO): taxis; proprioception; sensory perception of mechanical stimulus
Cellular component (GO): sensory dendrite
Source: RefSeq, a predicted model, not a curated record